GAAGUCGCGCUGUGUUGAGUCAGGUAUCAGUCAAAACCACGUAUAAAAGGCCGAAUCCUUUGAAAGUCCAUCAACUCUUAGCUUCGCGUUUCCAGCUUCCCAAGUCUACUUUCCCAUUCUCCAAAAUCCCCGCAAUCCCAGUCAAAGCACCAAGUUCUAGCUCUCACAGAUCCUUCUUGAAGAUGUCCCAACUCGCAGAGACCUAUGCUUGCAUGCCUUCCACGGAGCGAGGCCGUGGGAUUUUGAUUUCCGGCGAUUCCAAAUCCAAUUCAAUUGUUUACACCAAUGGCAGAUCGGUCGUCCUCAUGAACCUCGACAAUCCCCUUCAGGUUUCGGUUUACGGCGAGCACGCCUACCCGGCUACAGUGGCUCGGUAUUCCCCCAAUGGUGAGUGGAUCGCGUCUGCUGAUGUAUCAGGCACCGUCAGGAUUUGGGGGACCCGCAAUAACUUCGUUCUGAAGAAGGAGUUCAAGGUGUUAUCGGGACGGAUCGACGAUCUACAGUGGUCGCCGGACGGUCUGAGAAUCGUGGCUUGUGGUGAAGGAAAAGGAAAGUCAUUAGUACGCGCUUUUAUGUGGGAUUCUGGCACCAAUGUUGGUGAAUUUGAUGGCCAUUCAAGGCGUGUUUUGAGUUGUUCUUAUAAGCCAACAAGGCCUUUUCGCAUUGUGACAUGUGGAGAGGAUUUUCUGGUAAACUUUUAUGAAGGACCACCAUUCAGAUUUAAGCAAUCUCACAGGCAUCAUUCAAAUUUUGUCAAUUGUGUAAGAUAUUCCCCUGAUGGAAGUAAAUUUUUAAGUGUAAGCUCCGACAAAAAGGGUAUUAUAUAUGAUGGGAAAAGUGGGGAGAAAGUUGGUGAGCUGUCUUCUGAAGGUGCCCAUACUGGCAGUAUCUAUGCUGUUAGCUGGAGUCCUGAUGGCAAACAGGUUCUUACUGUAUCUGCAGACAAGUCAGCAAAAAUAUGGGACAUAUCUGAUGACAACAUCGGAAAAGUGAAAAAAACAUUGACUUCUCCUGGUUCUGGUGGAAUUGAAGACAUGUUAGUUGGCUGUCUGUGGUUAAAUGAUCGUAUUGUCACUGUUUCUCUUGGUGGGGUAAUAUCUAUAUUUUUAGUAAGCGAUCUUGAUAAAGCCCCCACAACUUUAUCUGGACACAUGAAAAAUGUAUCCUCCUUAACUACUCUUCCAAACAACCCUAGAGUGCUUUUGUCUAGCAGUUAUGAUGGUAUAAUAUUUAAGUGGACUCAAGGGAUUGGAUAUGGUGGUAAAGUACAAAGAAAGGAGAAUUCUCAGAUCAAAGUCUUGGCAGCUGCAGAAGAAGAGAUUGUUACAGCUGGAUUUGAUAAUAAGAUAUGGCGAGCUACUUUACAAGGGGAUCAUUGCGGAGAUGCUGAAGCGAUUGAUGUAGGAAGUCAACCAAAGGACUUGAGUGUUGCACUUCUAUCUCCUGAACUUGCUCUGGUUUCAAUUGAUUCAGGAGUUGUCAUGCUUCGCGGUGCAAAAAUUGUGUCGACAAUUAAUCUGGGGUUUGUUGUAACGGCUUCUGCUGUAUCACCUGAUGGAAGUGAAGCUAUUAUUGGUGGACAGGAUGGUAAGCUGCGCAUAUAUUCUAUAUCUGGUGAUACUCUUACAGAAGAAGCAGUCCUUGAGAAGCAUCGAGGUGCAAUCAGUGUCAUUCGUUACUCUCCAGAUGUUUCCAUGUUUGCAUCAGGGGAUGUCAAUCGGGAAGCUAUAGUGUGGGACCGGGCCUCCAGAGAGGUCAAACUUAAGAAUAUGUUGUACCACACUGCACGAAUAAACUGUCUUGCUUGGUCCCCUGAUGGUAGUAGGAUUGCUACUGGAUCACUAGACACAUGUGUCAUUGUAUAUGAAAUUGACCAGCCAGUAUCUAAUAGAGUCACGAUAAAGGGUGCUCAUUUAGGUGGUGUUUAUGGGUUGGCUUUCACUGAUGAGUAUACUUUGGUGAGCUCAGGUGAGGAUGCUUUCAUCCGUGUCUGGAAAUUAACCCCGCCAUGAGUCUUGACAUCAAUGCUUAUUUUAAGAUGUAAAGGUGGGAAUUAUGUCUCGGACCUGAAUCUAUUCCUUCAACGGGCUUCAUACAAAUCAGAACUGAAAAGGAAGUGAUUAUCAGCAGAAGCUGGGGAUUAUCUUGAAGGAACUCAAGUUUUUUUCUAUUUUGUUUGGUUAAGUUACAUUGCUAAUACUGCUAGCGUCUGCCUGCUAUUUACUUUCAAGUAUACAAUUUGAGGCUGGAGCCAUUUUUCCUGGUGCCGCAUUCGGAAGUAGGAGUUUCUGAGAGUUCUUUGUCUAGACAAUGAUGGCAUUGGCACCAGUACAUCUCCGUAAUAUCUUGUUGACCUGAUGUUGAAAUCAAAUCCUGAUACGAAGAUUCUCAAUAGUUGCGCCAGAAUUUGAAGAAACCAAUGCUGUGUACAUUACCUGGAAACUCGUUGGAUGGUUUUUUGAGUGUUAAAUGUGCUGAUAAACACAGGGCAUAGUCCAGCUUUUAGGCAUUUGAUUAUAUUGGUUUGUUAGCUGAUAUGAAGAUUGUGUUGUGUUGUUUGUGUGCUGUUUUAAUGAAUAUGCUUUUGUUUCCCAAUCCCCCAAAAA
This is a messenger RNA of Neltuma alba, 2606 nucleotides long. RefSeq names its product actin-interacting protein 1-2-like. The coding region runs from base 183 to 2012 and encodes 609 amino acids. The transcript is spliced from 6 exons. Gene Ontology annotation, biological process: actin filament depolymerization. The record is from RefSeq and is a predicted model, not a curated record. Gene Ontology annotation, cellular component: cortical actin cytoskeleton. Gene Ontology annotation, molecular function: actin filament binding. NCBI's taxonomy places the organism in Eukaryota, Viridiplantae, Streptophyta, Magnoliopsida, Fabales, Fabaceae.